UCUAAAAGGCACACGUACUAUGAUAAAAAUAGCUAGCCAAUAAACAUAUUAUCAUUAUUUAUUAAAAAAAAAAACAAAAAUUUUAUGUAUAAGUUAAAAAUAAAAUAACAAGUCCGCAAGAAGUAUGCAAUUAAUUAAUUUCUAUUUAAAAAAAAAGGAAAAAAAAAAACUAUAAAUCCUUGCAAGAAAAGGAUUACGUAAAAACAAAUCCUUUCCGGAUAUGGAAAAGAACAUAACUACCUCCACUCCAUAUAUAUUCACAGAAUUGAAAGACAUUCAAACAUUCCUCUUCUUCCCUAUAUCCUCUAAUUCUUCUAGAUCAAUGGAUUCUUUAAAGCCAAAGAAAAUUGUAACGAAGCACUGUAGAAAGCUUCAUGUUAACAAGUUCAAGCAUACUCCAAAAGAAUUACUAACUGAAAUUCUUUUCCGAGUAGCCUCUUCAUCGUUCACUGAUCUUUGCAAUGCAAAAGCAAGUUGCGAAGAAUUUCUACAAGUAGCAACAGAAGAUUACUUCUUCGAGCAUGUCUCUCUCAAUCCUAUCCCAAUAAUCUCCUGGAGGAUCAACCAUGCUGUCUCGUCUUUUUUGUUUGAGUGCAAGAGAAGUGGAAACCCGGAAGCAUUGUUUAGACGAGGCAUGGUUGAUUAUUUUAGCAAACCCAAACAACGCGAGUCUGGGCUUGAUUUCUUGGAAAAAGCUUCUGGUCUUGAGCUGUUGAAAGAAGCUGCUAAAAAAGGACACAUGGAAGCUAAUUAUGUAUGUGGUAUAAUUCUCGUGUGCUACGGUGGGGAAUUGAGAAAAGAGGGUUUAAAACUACUUUCUAAAUUUGAAAGAUCAAAUUUAAGUUUGGUUAUUACCGAUUGUAGAAAGAAAGUUAGAGACUUAGUUAAGAAUAUUUGGGUGGAUGACAAUAUUUUCGGAUUUGGACCGGAAGAAGAGGAAGAAUGCAGGAUUAGUAUAAAAAGCUGCAGUUGUAAUAGCAAGAAGAAGGCAGUCUGUUCUUUCACUGUUGCGGGAUCAAGAUGGACAAUGGAUUCUGAUUAUUUUGAAGAUGACAGUUCUUUAUGUGAUUCCUGUUUAUGGCGUCGUGAAGCAACUCGGUUUCUUAAUAUGUUAAGAACUGGUAGAUAUACGCUUUAGGUUUUUAUUUUUGGCAACUCGGUUUCUUAAUAUGUUAAGAACCAUAAAUAUAUGCCUUAGGU
Jatropha curcas is the source of this 1200-nucleotide messenger RNA. RefSeq names its product F-box family protein. The record is from RefSeq and is a predicted model, not a curated record. Lineage: Eukaryota; Viridiplantae; Streptophyta; Magnoliopsida; Malpighiales; Euphorbiaceae.